UUUAAAUUCUAUAUAAUGAGAAAUUUGUAUUAUAUUUUUUUGCAGGUAGCACUUGCAUGUCAAUACCGUAUUGCAGUAAAAGAUAAAAAGACACUUCUAGGAACUCCGGAGGUGAUGUUAGGUCUCUUACCAGGUGCAGGUGGAACACAGAGAUUGCCACAGUUGAUUUCUCUUCCAUCUGCAUUGGAUAUGAUGUUAACUGGCCGUAAUAUCAAAGCUGAUCGUGCAAAGAGAAUGGGCCUGGUUGAUUUACUAGUUGAUACACUUGGACCCGGACUGAGUACACCAGAAGAAAACACUCUAAAUUACUUAGAAAAUGUUGCAGUUGAAACUGCGAGUAAUCUUGCUAAAGGAAAAUUAAAAAUAAGUAGAAAACGCCCAUUAGUUGAACGAAUUACAAAUUAUGUUAUGUCUUUUCCAUAUGUGAGACAGAAAGUAUUUGAUAAAGCAAAGACUCAAGUUAUGAAACAAACUCAAGGUUUAUAUCCUGCACCAUUGAAAAUUCUUGAGGUGGUAAAGACUGGAAUAGAAAAAGGACCAAAUGCUGGAUAUCCAGCAGAAGCAAAUGCAUUUGGAGAACUUGGAAUGACUUCUCAUUCCAAAGCUUUAAUAGGUUUGUACCAUGGCCAAACAUUGUGUAAAAAGAACAGAUUUGGAAAUCCUCAAAGAGAAGUGAAGUCACUUGGUGUUGUUGGUGCUGGUUUAAUGGGGGCAGGAAUUUGUCAAGUUAGCAUUGACAAAGGAUUUAAUGUGAUGAUGAAAGAUGUGAAUAUAGCUGGGCUUUCAAGGGGUCAAAAUCAAAUUCAGAAAGGUUUAAAUGAUGGUGUAAAGAAAAAGAAGUUUUCUUCUUUUGAAAGAGAUCAUAUUUAUUCAAAUCUUCAGCCAACAUUAGACUAUAAAAGUUUCAAAUCAGUCGAUAUGGUUAUUGAAGCAGUUUUUGAAGAUAUUAAUCUUAAACAUAAAGUCGUUAAAGAACUUGAACAAAUAAUUCCCGAGCAUUGUGUAUUUGCAUCAAAUACAUCUGCUUUACCAAUAAAUAAAAUUUCAGAAGCAAGUCAAAGACCAGAAAAGGUGGUUGGAAUGCAUUAUUUCUCUCCUGUAGAUAAAAUGCAGUUAUUAGAAAUUAUAACUACUGAUAAAACUUCUAAAGACACGGCAGCAGCUGCAGUUAGUGUUGGUCUUAAACAAGGAAAAGUUGUAAUUAUAGUGAAGGAUGGACCAGGAUUCUAUACCACUCGAAUUUUAGCUCCAAUGCUUUCCGAAGCAGUCUGUCUUCUACAGGAAGGUGUCGAACCAAAGGAAUUGGAUUCUUUGACAAAAAAAUUUGGUUUUCCAGUCGGAGCAGCAACUUUAGCAGAUGAAGUGGGUAUAGAUGUUGCUACGCAUGUUGCUGAAGAUUUAGGUAAAGUGUUUGGACAAAGAUUUGCUGGUGGUGACAUUAAUGUUUUGAAAGAGAUGGUUUCUAAAGGAUUUCUAGGUAGAAAAUCAGGUAAAGGUUGUUACAUUUAUACACCUGGUGUUAAGGAAAGAGAUGUUAAUCCAGAGGCAACUGAAAUCAUGAAGAAAUAUCUUAGACAACCUAAGAAAAAACACACAAUUGAAGAACAGCAAAUGAGAUUAGCAACUAGAUUUAUCAAUGAAGCUAUAUUAUGUUUACAAGAAGGAAUUCUAGACAAUCCUUUGGAAGGAGACAUAGGUGCAGUGUUUGGUCUUGGUUUCCCACCAUUCCUCGGAGGACCAUUCCGUUAUGUCGAUUCUUACGGAGCGGAUAAGAUUGUUUGUUUCAUGAACGAAUUUACAGAACUGUAUGGACCUCAGUUUGAACCCUGUCAAUUAUUGAAAGACCAUGCCAAUGAUCCAAGCAGGAAGUUUCACAGUAAAAAAUAGUGAAAUACAUGUUAAAAUAUUUAAUAAAUUGAUAAGGAAGGAAAAUAAAAUGAGAUUUGUAAUUGGUACAAAAUAAUUUUGUAUUCAAAUUAUAAAAAACUUGUGUAUAUUUUUAAGUAUACAAAGAUGUGUCGGGACUAUUUUCGCAAGCAUAGUCAUUUAUUACGGUUAUCAUGUAGCAUAUAAUAUUUUUACUAUUUUUUAUUGAUUGAAAAAUAAAAGUUAUACAAUUA
Centruroides sculpturatus (bark scorpion) is the source of this 2120-nucleotide messenger RNA. RefSeq names its product trifunctional enzyme subunit alpha, mitochondrial-like (gene Mtpalpha). Gene Ontology annotation, cellular component: mitochondrial fatty acid beta-oxidation multienzyme complex; mitochondrion. Gene Ontology annotation, biological process: fatty acid beta-oxidation. The transcript is spliced from 12 exons. The coding region runs from base 16 to 1887 and encodes 623 amino acids. The record is from RefSeq and is a predicted model, not a curated record. Gene Ontology annotation, molecular function: NAD+ binding; enoyl-CoA hydratase activity; long-chain (3S)-3-hydroxyacyl-CoA dehydrogenase (NAD+) activity. NCBI's taxonomy places the organism in Eukaryota, Metazoa, Arthropoda, Arachnida, Scorpiones, Buthidae.